AUGGCCCGGGGCGACAAAUCGCCAAUAAGUGAUUCGAGUGAAGAUGAUUAUUUAGAAGAAGAAAGUUUGUCGAAAAAAAGAAAGAAAUCUCCAUUAAAAAAGAAAGUUCCAGCUAAGAGAGAAAGAAAGGAAGUACCCCAAAAAGCUGAAGAAAUAGCCAAAAGCAUACAAAAUGAAAACGGAUCUGACGCUGAAUUAGAUGAUGAGUUCAGAUUCGCAAUUAACGAUGAUGAUCUUCUUAAUAUGGAGAUACCCCCUAAGCCAGAGCCAUGUAUGAGAGCUGAUGGUACAGGAGCCCGAUUGAUGAUACGAGAAAUUAUUGCAACUAACUUCAAAUCCUAUUAUGGAAGUCAACGAAUAGGUCCUUUUCAUAAGAAUUUCUCUGCUAUCAUUGGUCCUAAUGGUUCAGGUAAAAGUAAUGUGAUUGAUUCCCUUCUUUUUGUGUUCGGUUUCCGGGCGAAUAAAAUUCGUCUGAAAAAAUUAGGAGAUUUGAUUCACAAUUCAUCUGGAAAAGAAAGACCACGUUUCUGUACCGUCGAAGUCAUCUUCCAAAAAAUUAUCGAUACGAGCGACGGAGAAUUCGAAAUCGUUGAUGGAUCUGUGUUCAGUGUUGCUCGAACUGCUUACAACGAUAAUACCAGUAAAUAUACAAUUGAUGGAAAAACACGUUCUAUCAAAGAUGUGGUCAAUAAGCUGAGAGAAGUAGGAAUUGAUUUAGUCCACAACAGAUUCCUCAUUCUUCAAGGAGAAGUAGAACAGAUCGCCAUGAUGCAGCCAAAAGCAGCUAACCCUAACCAAGAAGGCAUGUUGGAAUAUCUCGAAGAUAUCAUUGGAUCGAGUCGCUUCAAAGUACCUAUAGAUAAACUGGCGGUUAAGCUAGAUCAACUGUCAGGUCUUCGUUCCCACCAAACGCAAAAGGUGAAACAAGCUGACAAAGAAGUUCAAAGUCUUCAACAACCUGUCAGCGAAAUGUUAACGUUCUUACGAACAGAAAACAACAUUUCUUUAUUAAAAAACAAAUUAUGCUAUUUGAAAAUGCACAAAUUCCAACGUGAAGUGGAGAAACGUGAUGUUCUACUCGCCGAGUUAAAAACUGAAAAAGCGGAAAUCGAAGGAAAGUUGGAAAAGCUUGGAGAAGCUAGAAAAACUUCGGAAUUGGAAGUUCAAGCUGUUGAACAGGAGAAGAGCGUUCUGAUGAAGAACUUGGAAAAAAUUCAAGCGAUUCUCACCGAAUUAGAAGCUAAGGAAACUAGAAGAACGAUUGAUUUGACUAGAGUUAACAAAGACAUUAACAACCUUAAGAAGUCUUCUGACAAAGAACGCGCAGCUUUGAAAGAACUCGAAGAAAUUCCUGAGAAAGCAGCGGAUGAAAUUGAGGCUUUGGAGAAAAAAAUAGAGAAGUUCGAGAAGAUAGUCGCCGAAAAUGAAGAGAGGGCUGAUGACAAUCGUCCACUCUUUGAGCAGAAAAGUGCUCCUGCACGUGAAAAAAAACAGAAGAUUGAGGAGGAGUUUGGUAUUAAACAGACUGCCGUCGAUGAAAUUAGUAGCAAGGCCGCAAUCGCGAAACAAGAGUAUGAGCUGUCUACUGCCGAAGCCGAGAAAAUCAAGAAACGCAUUGGAGACAUCAACGCUCAAUUGGAGUCAAACACGAAAGCGUUUGAGGAAAAGAACCAAGACCUCAAAGAAAUUCAAACGCAGUUGCCGCAAAAGGAGAAGGAGCUCAGUGAAGAGAGAAAGAGAGUUCCGGUUUUGAAAGCUGAACUUGACAAACUGAAUUCUGAAGUGCACUCCCUUCGCAGUAAAGUGUCUGAAGAGUCGAACUUCCUUAACUCUAAAGGAGAGGGUAAUAGAACCAUUAAGUAUUUGAAGUCCUGUCAGGAGAAAGGAGAACUCGAAGGCUACUAUGGUCGACUGGGAGAUCUCGGAGCCAUUGAUCCAAUGUAUGACGCAGCCAUAUCUACUACUGUUCCUCAAUUGAACUCGCAUAUUGUUGAAACUAAAGAUGGAGCCAUGAAAUCAAUUAAUUUGCUCAUCAAAGGCGGUAUUGGCAGAACGAAUUUCAUGAUUGUGAACCAAGUCGCUAACCAAGUAUCUGAUAGUCAUAUGAAUCGUCCCGCCAAUCACUUCCCUGCUCCUCGUAUGUUUGAUCUCAUCAAAAUUCCUCAAGAAAAAAUGAAGAAAGUGUUCUACAGUGCAAUUCGUGAUACCUUGGUUGUGAAAGACUUGGCGGAAGCCAAGAAGAUCGCUCAGGAACAAGCAUCCAAAGGAAACCGAAAUAAGUAUCGCUUCGUUACUUUGAAUGGAUCUGUCAUGGAACAUACUGGAGCUAUCACUGGAGGAGGAAAACCCAAAAAGGGCAUGAUGGGAACUCAGGUGAAGAAUAUUGAUGACGAAAAAAAUAUUCGCGAGAAACUAACAUCAAUGAGUAAAGAUAUCGAAGAGAAGAAUGAGCGUAUUCAAAAGCUUAAUGAUGAAUCUAGACAGGUGGAUCAGAACAUCUUCCACUGUACUAGUGCUAUCAACAAGCUAACUGAGCGAAACAGAACGCUCAAGAACGAAGUUCCGAUUUUGAAAGAUAAAAUCUCAAACUUAGAGAAACAGUUGGAGUUCCAGAAGAAACAAGCCUCAACUCAUACAAUCGAUGAAGAACUUGUUCAAGAAAAGAGAGAAGCUGUCGAUAAACUUAUUGCUGAGAAGGAAAAAGCUAUUGAAGAACAAAAGGAAGUUAAGGAGGAAUUAUCUAAAAUCAGCGAGAAGCUGGAACUCUUAUGGAAAGAGUUGUGUGGAGAUUACCAACAAAAAGCAGAGGAUGCCAAGAAGAAGUUGCACAAUGCUGAGCAAGAAAUCGCCAAGACCAAAAGUAAACUGAAUAGUGUUGAAUUCGAUAAGAAGAAGGUGGAGAAGAAGCUAAGCUCUCUACUGGCCGAUCUUGAAAAGAAAACAAGCUGGAAGGAAGAGUUAGUUGGUACAGAAGAGGAGUACAAAGAACAGAUCAGCACCCAGAAAGAGGAGAAGGAAAAAGCUGAGACUCUAACCAAAGAGAUGGAUAGCAAGAUUAAGGAACUCCGUUCUUCGUAUUCACAUAUGAAUGAGGAGGAAUCCGCCAUACAAAAAGAUUUGAUUGAUUGCAAGGAGAAAUUAGGAACAGUUGAAGCAGAACAUUAUGCUUUCCAAGAUGAAAUUAAGAAACUCAAAAGAGAAAUUGGAGGAUUAAAACUUCAUGAUAUGAAGCAGUAUGAUGUGCCAAAGAAAGUUCGAACCAUGACCAAAGACCAUUUCUUGGAUCAAUCUCUGGAAAUGGAAGGAGAGGAAUUGAUACGGCAGAAAGAAGCAGAAGGAGAGAGUGCAGAAGACGAAGAAGCUGAGAGCAAUGAAGAUGAAGACGAUAAUGAAGCUGAAGCUCCACAGGAUGUGGACUGUUUACCAGAGCUCACUCCCGAAGAUCUGGCUGAUGAGUCCAAAGACCGUUUGCUGUUUAGAAUUGAUAAGCUCCAAAAAAGGAUAACCGCGACAAGAAAGAACAUCAAUAUGAAUAUUUUGAAAGAGUUCUCAGCUAAGUUGCAAGCAUAUGAAACCGAAAUGGACAGUUUGGAUGGAAUCAAGAAGAACUACAACAGUCACGGCAACCUUCUAGAAUCUUUGAAGAAGCAGAGAAUGGGCGAGUUCAUGGAAGGGUUCGAAAGGAUCGGUUUAGCUCUAAAAGAAAUGUAUCAAAUGAUUACUCUUGGUGGUGAUGCAGCUCUUGACUUGAAAGACUCCAUGGACCCGUUCUCUGAAGGAAUUCAGUUUAUGGUGCGACCACCGAAGAAAUCGUGGAAAAACAUUGAAAAUCUCUCUGGAGGAGAAAAAACUCUUUCAUCUCUUGCUCUGGUGUUCGCUUUACAUCAUUAUAGACCUACUCCAUUAUAUGUGAUGGACGAAAUUGAUGCUGCUCUCGAUUUCCGUAAUGUAUCUAUCAUCGGUCACUAUGUUAAGGAUCGAACAAAGAAUGCUCAAUUCAUUAUUAUCAGUUUACGAAACAAUAUGUUCGAGUUAGGAGAUAGACUAAUCGGUAUUUACAAGACAAACGACUGUACUAAAAAUGUUGUGGUUGAUCCAAAACAAAUCAUGGAACAUGCUAAGAAAUACAAAAAGACUUUGGAUGAAAUGCAUUCCAAGGUCUCUGUCACAAGCCAUUGA
Auanema sp. JU1783 is the source of this 4179-nucleotide messenger RNA. The record is from the annotation of a GenBank genome assembly. NCBI's taxonomy places the organism in Eukaryota, Metazoa, Nematoda, Chromadorea, Rhabditida, Rhabditidae.